Molecule: messenger RNA, 528 nt
Organism: Penaeus vannamei (Pacific white shrimp)
Lineage: Eukaryota; Metazoa; Arthropoda; Malacostraca; Decapoda; Penaeidae
Source: RefSeq, a predicted model, not a curated record
AUGGCCGCCAGUGCUCGAGGCGAAGCGGUUCUCUCAGCGGCGGUUCCGACGGCUUGCGAAAUGUACGAAGGCGGAAAUACUGGGACGAUGUCAGUACAAGCAGGCCGUGUCAUUCUCGAGUACUGGCCGCUUCUUCACAACAAGGACAUCCAGCCCCGCGUGCGUGCAGACUGCAUGCUGUUCCUCUGUAAAGGCAAACAGGGAGAAGGGCGCAAGUGGAGAAUCAGAUUCGCAGGCGGCGUAUCCCAGGGCGAGGAGCAGUGCGCCAGCUGUUUCCGUUUGAUCAACUCUUUCCUUGAACCUGCGGUCUCUCCGUUUCCUCUUGUCCCAACGCCGUCUUUCCCUUCUGCCGCGCCUUCGUCAGCGUCGUCGGAGAUCCCUGCGUCGUCUUCGGUUCCGGUGACGACGUGUUCUCCCGUCGUUCCCGUCGCGCACCGGGAAGGCAGUGCCGUAUCGUCGGGAGGAACAGUCGCCACGGCACCGGACGCGGAGCUGGGACCUUCCGCUUCUGCCGCGGCGACAAAGUGA